AUGGGGCAUGAGACGGUGGUGAUGCUUCUCCUUGAAACUGGUAGGGUAGAUGUGGAUUCAAGAGAUUCCACCGGUUCGACGCCGCUAUCCUGGGCUGCAGAGUACGGGUACGAGACAGUGGUCGAGCAGUUACUUGAAACCGGACAGGUCGACAUGAACUCAAGAGGAUCUAACGGUGGUCGAACGCCGCUAUCUCGGGCUGCAGGAAAUGGGUGUGAUACUAUAGUCAAGCUCUUAGUCAAAACUGGGAAGGCUGAUGUGGACUCAAAAGACUCUGAUGGUCGGACCCCACUAUCCUGGGCUGCAGAGAAUGGAUACGAUACGGUGGUCGAGAUAUUACUUGAAACCGGACAGGUUGAUGUGGACUCGAAAGAUUCAAGGGACACGACACCAAGGAACGGGCACGAGGCGGUAGCAAAGCUAUUGCUUCAGACUGGACAAGUUGAAGUCGACUCAAAAGACCUCAAGGGUCGAACACCGUUGUUUCAGGCUGUGAUAAAUGGACAUGAGACAGUGAAAGACCUCUUACUAAUGACCAGCCGUAGCCUCGAACAGGUCCACCGGCUCCUUGCUAGUACUUUGCCUUUACAUUACCGAGGGAGUUUACAUAACAGCAAUGCCUUCAAUAUCUUUGUAGUCCAAUGUCAAGAGGUCAUGCUUUGUGAUUUCAAUAAAUAA
Molecule: messenger RNA, 678 nt
Organism: Aspergillus tanneri
Lineage: Eukaryota; Fungi; Ascomycota; Eurotiomycetes; Eurotiales; Aspergillaceae
Product: ankyrin repeat domain-containing protein
Exons: 1
Coding region: 1-678 (225 amino acids)
Molecular function (GO): protein binding
Source: RefSeq, a predicted model, not a curated record